GCCCGCCCAAGGACAACCCAGUCUCGCCCCGGAACCGCUCGUCCAACUACAGCAGCAUCGACGCGACAUGAAGGCAGCUUUAUCAUCGCAGUCCUGGAGGGUCGCGGAGUUUCUCGCGAAGUCGGCUUGGCUGCCUUAGACAGGGAUACAGGAAGAGUGAUGCUUGUUCAGCUCGCAGAUUGUCAGACGUAUGUGAAGACACUGCACCAAAUGCAUCUGCAUACACCUUCCCUCGUCCUUGUGCCUGACACCUUUCUGUCUGCGACGGACUCGUCCCUUACUGUGACGUCAGGCAAAAAAGUGAUUGAAACCUCAUUGCUCGUGCAAUGCAUACAGAACGAAUUUUUAAGUGUCCCCGUCGAGCCCGUUCUUCGAAAAUAUUUCAAUGAGGACGUUGGCCUCAAUUUCAUCAGUCAGCUUUGUGUUGAGGAUGAUGAGCGGGCCGCUACUCUUCUUGCUGCCUCGAACAAAUACUAUGCGCUGUCCGCUGCAUCAGCGCUCUUCAAAUACGCCGAGAUGAAACUCAACACCCGUUUUGCCGCAAAUACGCUUCGGAUCCGUUUCAUGCCUCCUCACGGAACCAUGUUGAUAGACCCGGAAACUGCUCGUAAUCUCGAGCUCGUUGAAAACAUGACCUGGAAGAAGUCGCCUCACUCAUUAUUCGGGAUACUUAACCACACCUACACCGCUAUGGCUAGCAGGUCUCUGCGUGCUGCAAUACUGGCGCCUAUCACAGUGCAAGCAACCAUUGAUGCCCGGCUAGAUGUUGUUGAAGAGCUCGUUGGAUCAGAAUCACUCUUCAUUCAAGUCAAAGACGCUCUGAAGCAGAUAAAUAAAAUGGAUUUCGAUAAGUUGAUCUCAAUGGCAACCAAGGCGGCGAGUAACCGUGUCUCUCAACUGCUCAAUCUUCGAAAUUUGGUGAAAAGUUUGCCUGCGCUGCAGAAAGCAUUAGUUGGAAGCCGCAGCGAAUUACUUCAAAUUAUAUGCGAGAUGAUCUCUGAUGACAGGCUUGCUACGAUAGAAGCGCUCGUGUGCGAUAGCUUGAAUGAGGAUGCAAGCCCUUACAAGGGUGGGAUCGGUGCCGUUAACGCUCGCGUAUAUGCAGUCAAGGCCAAUCGGAAUCCCCUUUUGGACGUUGCUCGCGAAACGUACAAAGAAAACGUUGGAGAUAUCUAUGCCUUGCAACGCGCUCUGGUUGAGAAGUAUGACCUUCCGUUGAUGCUGAUAUAUCAGGGCUCUGGGUUUGUGUUUACGAUCGGAAAUAAUUACGUCGACGGAAAACUUCCAAUCGGCUUCAUCGACGCGAACCUGAAGAAAGGCAAGUGGAUUUUCAGUAGCAUGGAGUUGAAAAAAAGGAACUCACGGAUGAAGGAUGCCCUGGAUGAGACCUUCCUUCUGAGUGAUGCGACAAUACAUGGCCUCGUCAUUGAGGCUCUUCGUGACAUUGGGGCUUUGUACAAAGCCUCUGAAGCUGUCGCUCUUCUGGAUAUGCUUUGGUCAUUUGCCCACAUCUCAAUCUUCCGGCCUGAGUUCACGGACACGCUUGCCAUCAAAGCUGGACGGCAUCCAAUACUUGAGGGUGUCCAAUCAUCCGGGAUACUCGUGCCUAACGAUGUUUACUGCUGCGAGUCAUCUGCUUUCCAAAUCGUGCAGGGACCCAAGUAUACCCAUGAAACAGGAAAAAGUACCUAUCUCAGACAAAUUGGUCUUCUGACGAUCAUGGCUAUGUGCGGAUGUUUUGUCCCUGCCGAAUAUGCCAGCUUCCGGAUUUAUAAUUCCCUUCUCACUCGUCUUUCAAAUGACGAUGACAUGGAGAAAAAUUUGAGCACAUUUGCCAACGAAAUGGCAUCCUCUGCGAUGAUAUUAGGACUCGCAGACUCUGACUCGCUGGUUUUGAUCGAUGAAUUGGGCCGAGGGACCUCUCCGAAAGAGGGUGUUGGUAUUUCGCACGCAAUCGCUGAAGCUUUGAUCAAGAAAAAGUGUUUUGUAUUUUUUGCGACGCAUUUUCAUCAGUUGUCAAUCACACUUUCGCGACAACCUUCAGUUGUUAACCUGCAUCUCUCGGUUCAAAAAAGUCGACGUUCAAGUUCGAAUUUUGGGAUGUUCCAUUCUCACUAUUCAAUGUACAGAAUAGUUGAUGGAAUCCUCGAGAACAUGGGGCACUACGGGAUCGAACUCGCACGCCUUGCAGACUUGCCUAAAGACGUGUUGGAGGAAAGCAACUCAGUCGCAAGCUGCUUAGCAAGGCUUGAAGCACAACGUCAUGACAAGAGUGACUCUACCAAGAUCACAGCUCGCCGAAAGGCUUUGCUCAGACUUCGCCAGCAGCUCGCGCAAGCCCUUGACUACUCGGCACUCCCUAUUGACGAAUUUGCAGCGUAUAUCGAGCGUUUCCAAAGAGAGAUUGUUGUGGCCCUC
This is a messenger RNA of Heterobasidion irregulare TC 32-1, 2418 nucleotides long. RefSeq lists its product as uncharacterized. Gene Ontology annotation, molecular function: mismatched DNA binding; ATP-dependent DNA damage sensor activity; ATP binding. Gene Ontology annotation, cellular component: nucleus. NCBI's taxonomy places the organism in Eukaryota, Fungi, Basidiomycota, Agaricomycetes, Russulales, Bondarzewiaceae. The record is from RefSeq and is a predicted model, not a curated record. Gene Ontology annotation, biological process: mismatch repair; reciprocal meiotic recombination. The annotation marks the transcript as partial. The transcript is spliced from 24 exons.